AUGGCUCCCGAGCCAGAUAGCAGCGUCAACGCACCACCAACCCCAGAAGCUAGUAAUAUAUCUGGAGCUGGCACGAACACAAACACGACCGAUGCUGCUCCCAAGCAAACCAAUGGUGAGAGCACUCCGCCCAAGUCUGUGGAUGCGAACGACCAGCCCGAGAAGAAUAAGUCUCCUGAAGCGGCUGGAUCUUCUAAGGAACACAAACCUGCUGAAGAAGCCAAGUCUGGUGGGCAUGCCUCCAUCUCGCAACACGAUGGACUCAAAGAGUCAACCGCGGAGAAUGGCAUCGCGCAACCUAGUGCAGGCGAUAAACGAGAGCAUGACCCGACUUCUACCACCCCCAACGCGGCUAAGGCUAAUGUUGAGAACUCGGCGGAACCUACAAACAAAAAGCGGAGGACUACUGGAACGCGGACUCGAGAUGGCAAUACUACAGCCCCUGCUACGAAUGGGGGGAAACCAAAGGCAAGUCGUUCUAAAAAGACGAAGGAUGAUGUGAAGAAGGUGAUUCCUACGGAUGGUAUUGGUAGUCGAACACGCAGCCGGACUAAGGCAAUUUCCUAA
Aspergillus oryzae RIB40 is the source of this 567-nucleotide messenger RNA. RefSeq lists its product as uncharacterized. The transcript is spliced from 2 exons. The record is from RefSeq and is a predicted model, not a curated record. NCBI's taxonomy places the organism in Eukaryota, Fungi, Ascomycota, Eurotiomycetes, Eurotiales, Aspergillaceae. Bases 1 to 567 code for a protein of 188 amino acids.